Molecule: messenger RNA, 524 nt
Organism: Enhydra lutris kenyoni (northern sea otter)
Lineage: Eukaryota; Metazoa; Chordata; Mammalia; Carnivora; Mustelidae
Gene: DPH3
Product: diphthamide biosynthesis 3
Exons: 3
Coding region: 96-344 (82 amino acids)
Biological process (GO): protein histidyl modification to diphthamide
Molecular function (GO): metal ion binding
Source: RefSeq, a predicted model, not a curated record
ACAACACCCGGCUGGGAUCAGCGCGGGCGAAGUUAGACCUUCUCGGGCAAGUGUCGGCUGGCGAGGGCUACGGACCUCUGCCGGCCCCUGGGACAAUGUCCGUGUUUCACGACGAAGUAGAGAUCGAGGACUUCCAAUAUGACGAAGACUCGGAGGCAUAUUUUUACCCCUGCCCGUGUGGGGAUAACUUCUGCAUUACCAAGGAAGAUUUGGAGAAUGGGGAAGACGUGGCAACCUGUCCUAGCUGCUCUCUUAUUAUAAAAGUGAUUUAUGACAAGGAUCAAUUUAUGUGUGGAGAAACAGUGUCACCCCCUUCCACCCACAAGGAAUUAGUUAAAUGCUAAAGAGGACUUUAGGAAUCUACAUCCUGAACAUUUGGGAAUGAGCCAAGCUGGAAAAAUCAAAUGCAAAGUCACCGGCUUCCUUCAUGGGAACAACUUCCAUAGUUGGCUGUGCCAUUAGCGUGUGGCUCCUUAACAUUGGCUGCUGAGUUCAUCUCCAAUUAAAGAAGCAAGUCCAUGACA